Molecule: messenger RNA, 1538 nt
Organism: Durusdinium trenchii
Lineage: Eukaryota; Dinophyceae; Suessiales; Symbiodiniaceae
Source: the annotation of a GenBank genome assembly
CCCACAAGAGUGUCCUACAAGAGUGUCAUUUGGACAUAUGUAGCUUUUUGAACGUGUUUGCAUUCGGGUUCGUGGGUUCCAUCUUGUUUUUGUUCCUUCUUGUUGUUUGCGAGUCUAUCCCGGAAGAACUAGUCCGUGCCGUUUGGGAGUCCGUUCGGGGUGCGUGUGUCGUUUCGUUUGGUAGGCUAUUCGACUGACUAGGACUGGAACCGAACUAAGAUCCCAAUCACUUGAUGAACUAUUCAUCUUUAUUCCCUGUUCGCUCCGAAACUCAGGCGUGUGCUGACUUCAGGUUGUUUUGUUUUCUCUUUUUCUAAGGAGUGGAGGCCGUAGCUAGUACCUAAAAGUAGCUACUACUGACAGGAUGCAGGAUAGUUCGCGCUCGCACGAAUGAUUUGGUUCCUGCGUGUUUAGUGUUAAGUGCGACCAGCAAAUCACCACGAUCCACAUGAGCAAGAUCCAAAACAUCCGAAGAGUGGAGGUGAACGCCACUUUGUAAACCUCUGCAAUCACUGUGUGUAGCGAUAGGGAACCCUGAAGAAGAGCAAUACCUCUUCCAGGAAUGUAUCAUCUCCCGAUAUUUGGAAAAACGUGGUUUCUAGAGCGAUACCAAAACCGAUACCGAACGAUACCUGGAGCGAUACGCGAGAGAUUGUAGGUUUUCUGGUCUUUGAUUGGGAUGGUGUGGAGCGAUAGGGAACCUUGAGGAGCGAUGCCAGUAGAAUGACUAGCAUGUGUUCACUGCCGCACAUAUGGGACUGCUCAUUCAGUGGGCCGACCGAGCGUCUUUGCGCAGCAAGAGGUCCAAAAGGCUGAAGAAAGCAUGCAAGAACGGAACCAACCAGGGGCAAGCACUGCAUUGGAGGUACACAAAAUCGAGACCAGUGUGACAGAAGGGAGCGAUGUGCAGAAGCCUUCAACAUCUGAGGCCCAUCUCCGAACUUACUUCCUGAAGGACUACAAGAAUGGUGGGGUCUUUCAUCAUGACGAGUAUUACUUUGAGGACGACCAUUGCUGGGUUCACGAAUGGCUCGGGAUCAAGGUAUGGCGAGAUGCUCUUGAUCUGACCCAAACUGGAGGAGAUGGUGAUGUGGAAUGUUACUUUCACUAUACCACAGAACUCGGGUUCCGCAACAUCACGCAUGCAAGCAAAGCUGCUGUGGAAGUGUUCGCCUCUCUCAUCACAAGUGGUGAAAAGGCCAAUGCGUGGUGGGGGAAAGGCAAGGCGGGCUCCCUGCCAGUGAGCUGAAUUCUGAGUCUUCGUGGGCUAAGCGUCUCAAUAUCAAUCUUAGAGCCAGAGCCAGAUUGGAGGGUGAGUUGAAUUUUUGGUGUGCUGUCCAAGGUUGUGCACUGUUGUUGUAAAGGGACCUUUUGGCACAACCCGACUUUCUCUGUAGGCUUUAUCCGGACUUAGUUCCAGCAAUCAUUUGCCAUUCCCCAACGCUUGGCAGGCGUAUACUGUGUACGGAAGCCACCUGAUGAGUGGCCGAGCGUGGAGACGCUUCUGGACAAUAACUACCGCAAUAUGCUCAAGCGAG